Messenger RNA from Glycine soja, 345 nucleotides. NCBI's taxonomy places the organism in Eukaryota, Viridiplantae, Streptophyta, Magnoliopsida, Fabales, Fabaceae. The record is from the annotation of a RefSeq genome assembly.
AUGCUGAACCCUUGCCGGCUUAAUAGAUCCAGGAUGUGCCUUCUACUCCAGGAGACCCUUGACUCUCAACGAGAGGGAUCGCACCCAUUUAGCCCUUUCCUAAACGAAAGCUCUUCUCAACUACGAGCCGGAGGGGGGUACCCGAACAUUAAUAUUAAAUUAAGUAUAUUAAUAUUUCUUAAUAUAAGUCGCUUCUUCCCCUCGUUCCUUUUCUCUUAUCUCACUGGAAAUGCAUUCACACUGAACACCAACCCAAUCUCAAUGAAGAAGCCUACCCCGGACCCUGACGUGAACAGACGCUUUCUCGGAGAAAGCUUUUUUUCUUUCUUUGUUGACUUCACCUAG